Messenger RNA from Metopolophium dirhodum (rose-grain aphid), 1287 nucleotides. Its product is annotated as zinc finger MYM-type protein 1-like. The transcript has a single exon. The coding region runs from base 1 to 1287 and encodes 428 amino acids. Lineage: Eukaryota; Metazoa; Arthropoda; Insecta; Hemiptera; Aphididae. The record is from RefSeq and is a predicted model, not a curated record.
AUGAAAAUUCUUCAGACCACGUUAAAAACUUCCUUGAAUGGAAACUGUUUGAAAAAAAAAUUAAAAAAUGGUGGAGCUAUUGAUGACUGCUUACAAAAUCAAAUAAAAUCGCAAGAAGCUAAAUGGAGACACAUUUUAAAAGCAAUAUUAAAUGCAAUAUUGUACUGUGCCAACAAUAAUUUACGAUUAAGGGGACAUUCAGACGUACCUGGGAGUCCAUCCGCAGGUCACUUUCUUAAUUUGUUAAGUUUGAUAAGUAAAUAUGAUCUAAUAUUAAAGGAACACAUUGAAUCACAUAAGAAAGGUUCUAUAAAUUACUUUUCUCAUCAAAUACAAGAUGAGUUUAUAGCUUUGUUGUCCAAAAAAGUUCGAAAUGAAAUUAUACAUCAAAUUAAAUCUGCUAAAUAUUAUACAAUAAUGUUUGAUUGCACACCAGAUGUAUCUAGAACAGAGCAAAUGGGUCAAGUUAUAAGAUAUGUUCGUGUCACUGGGAGUCAAGUAUUUGUAGAAGAAAGUUUCUUAGGCUUUAUAGAAUCUCAUGAAAAAACUGGUAAUGGUUUGACUACUGAAAUAUUACAUCAGAUAUCUCUAGAUGGUUUGGAUAUUCAAAAUUGUAGGGGCCAAGCAUAUGACAACGGAUCAAAUAUGGCAGGGAAGUACAAUGGGGUUCAAGCAAAAAUUUUAGAAAAAAAUCAAUUUGCAACAUUUAUACCUUGUACAGCACAUUGUUUGAAUUUAGCAGGUGUAAAUGCUGUAGGAUCAAAUAAACAAAUGCAGCUAUUGUUCGGUAAAAUUCAACAACUUUUUAAUUUUUUUUCUGGUUCUACCUUACGUUGGGAAGUAUUGAUGAAAUCAUUGAAAGUAACUCUUAAACCCUUUUCAGAUACUAGAUGGUCCUCUAAAGCGGCUGCGGUAAAGGCCCUUUAUAAACAAUUACCUGAUGUGAAAUGUGCUUUGAUUAAUAUUAUUGAAAAUGGAAAUCUUGAAUCAAAACCAAUUGCAAAAAAUUUACUUAAUUUAGUGGAUCAUGAAUUUAUUUGUCUAUUAACGGUUUGGAAUUCUAUACUAUCAAGUAUUGAUUGUGUAAAUGUAUUUCUUCAAAAAAAAACAAUUACAGUAUGUCAAGCAGCAAAAAUGAUUCAUGGAUUAAUAAUAGAAAUAACUGACUUAAGAAAUAAUAGAAUUCAAGUAUUAUUCCAAGAUGCUGAACAAAUAAGUGUAAAAAUGAGUAUUUCCCCUUCAUUUCCAGAAAAAAGGAAAAAAAAGAGCAAAAAGAAUGGAUUUUGA